AGCAUCAUUCACCAGCAUGAAGCUUUCUUCAAAACUUUAUAAAUAUAAACAUCAUAUGAGAUUUCAAAUACCAUUUUCAAUUGACUUUCUCUUCCUGUUGGAUCGAAACCAAUCCGAUCGAAAAGUUUGGAUCUUUUCAUAAACUUUCAUCUCAAACAAAUGGGAAUUCGGUUGCUAUCUUUGGUUCCUCAUCCCAAGAAAAUCCUGAAGAUUCAGUCAGGAUUUGCCAAAAACCAUUUGGAUGUUCCAAAAGGGCAUGUAGCAGUUUAUGUGGGACUGAUUCAAAGGAAACGGUUCGUGGUUCCGAUAUCUUACUUAAACCAUCCGUCAUUUCAGCAACUGCUCAGCCACGCAGAAGAAGAGUUUGGCUUCCAUCAUCCUCAAGGGGGCCUAACAAUUCCUUGCAAAGAAGAUGCCUUUACUGAACUCACUUCUAGAUUGCAAGUAUCUUGAAGGGUGAAGAACAAAGGGCAAUCUGUCAUUUUUUUUACCAUUUUUUUCCCCAAAAUUUUUCUAUUCACUUGCCUUUUGACUUGCUAGAGAAUAUACUCCAUUGUUAGCCUGUUAAUGAGUGGCAUUGUAAAGAAGCGUUUACCAAGAAAACUAGAUGUGUAUACAUAUAUACAAUAACAAUUCAGAAUCAA
Benincasa hispida (wax gourd) is the source of this 644-nucleotide messenger RNA. RefSeq names its product auxin-responsive protein SAUR21-like. Lineage: Eukaryota; Viridiplantae; Streptophyta; Magnoliopsida; Cucurbitales; Cucurbitaceae. The record is from RefSeq and is a predicted model, not a curated record. Gene Ontology annotation, biological process: response to auxin.